GGGUACCACAUACACGCCUCUUCCUUUUCUCAUCUGCAGCCCUACCCACCCCUUCACCGAGAACUUGCUUUUUUCGCUACUUUGUUGAGCGGUGUUGAAUGAGGACCAAAUUGCACUGUGUAACAUCAAUUAAGGAAUAAAAGACAGACGCGUCUGGAAAAGUCACCCGAGCAAACAUCUUUCAACACCACUUCUGGCCUUUAAAUUAACUACUACGCCACUGUGUAAAAAUGACAGCAAAGCACCGAGGGAAGAAGAACAAACACAAUCACGAAGAUUUUAACAAUUUUAAUCAUGAAUCUUCGGAACCGGAGGCGCGAGGUGGAAACCAGUAUGCACUUUUGUUCAUUUUAUUCCUUCUGAUUGUGGUCGGAGGUGCAACGGCGACAUGGUUCUGUUUCCAGCAACACCAAAGUAUAACCUACUUAGCAGACAACCUCAUGGGCAUGCAGAUGAAGAUAGUGAAGCUUCAGUCCUUCCAGGAAGAAAUUCUACAGACAAAUGAAAAGGUAAAUAGCCUAGUUAACCAUGCGUAAUAACAACAUGGGCAAAAAUAAUAGGCACGUCAAAGGCUGUUACCAUGCAUCAGCAAACAUAUCAAAGGAACAUUGUGUACAAGGUAAUUUGUGGUGAAGUCCUGUGUUGCAAUACUGUUCCGACCUUCCUCAUUUAUUCUGCACUAGGUGACAUAUAUUUACUAUUUUCCUAUGGAUAGCCAGAGCCCUAAAGGCCCCCAAAUGUGAGCUUCACAUUUUAUUUAUAUGGACAGCUCUAGCAGUCGGUAUUUAUAGGUCUUCACUACAGUAGUCAGUAAAAGGUCAUGAUAGUUGUGAAGUCAUAUCAAAUGUCAUACUGCAAAGACACUGAACUGAAGUGAGUCGCAAUUAUCCUAUUUCUAACCCCGGUCAAGGUGGGCUUCACGCAGCUGUUGGCAUUUGUAAUGGCGUUUGACCUACAAUUUGGGAACAUUCACUGCACCAAUAGUUUAUGUUAGGGUAAGCCACUGAAUGUCCCUACAAUAUAGGCAUAGUAAAAUGAGAUUUAUAAACACAUUUGACAAAUAUUCCACUUCCAAUUCAACUACAUUUUACAGCAGUUGACCCUGCUUGUAACCAUGCUCUUGACACGGUCAUGGUGCUGAUUUCAGUGUGCACUGUGCAGUUGCUAAAAGAAGCCAGUUGUCUACAUGGGAAUAGAAAUAGCCUGCUACAAUGCUCUAUAUUGACCUUAGUUGUGGUGAGUCCCUGUAACAAGUUAUCCUAGUGCAAGUUGCCAGCUUCAUUGCACUGUUUCCACAGCUGGUCUUUAAUCAUACAUAUAAGCAUGUUCUAUAGAUUAAACCGAUUCAGACGUGGCCACCCGGGUGAGUGUGCCCAAAACAUUGAUUAAAUAAGAGCCAAGGAAAAUUAAUAGACUAAUUGAACCCUUUUAUGGGCUCAAUUUACUUCCCAAUUAGGAUGAGGAGGUAUAAUCACUAUCUGCACAUUCUUAAUGCAUGUUCCAAGUGGGUUAAGCAUACCAGGAUACCCUGCAUCAAUGAAAAGUUACUUUGUUGUCAAAACAUGGCCCCACCUACAGGUAUUACAUCUAAUUCAUACAGACAGUCGCGAGAUAAGAAACCUCCAUUCAGAAGUUUGUUGAAGUUCUUUUACAGGACAAAAGGUUGACUGCCAACACCUGGUUGCAGGGCUGAAUACAGGCAUAUGAUUUUCCACAUAAAGAUCCUAUGGUUUUAACAUGUUUUAACAUUGACCUCCACAUACAGUGCAUUCGGAAAGUAUUCAUACCCCUUCCCUUUUUGUUACGUUACAGCCUUAUUCUAAUAUGGAUUAAAUAGUUUUUUCCCCUCAUCAAUCUACACACAAUACCCCAUAAUGACAAUGCAAAAAACAGGUUUUUAAAAAUGUUAGUACAUUUAUUCCACAAAAAAAAACAGAAGUAUCACAUUUAUAUAAGUGUUCAGACCCUUUACUCAGUACUUUGUUGAAGCACCUUUGGCAGCGAUUACAGCCUCGAGUCUUCUUGGGUAUGACGCUAAGCUUGGCACACCUGUAUUUGGGGAGUUUCUCCCAUUUCUUCUCUGCAGAUCCUCUCAAGCUCUGUCAGGUUGGAUGGGGAGUGUCGCUGCACAGCUAUUUUCAGGUCUCUCCAGAGAUGUUUGAUCGGGUUCAAGUCCGGCCUCUGGCUGGGCCACUCAAGGACAUUCAGAGACUUGUCCCGAAGCCACCCCUGCGUUGUCUUGGCUGUGUGCUUAGGGUCGUUGUCUUGUUGGAAGGUGAACCUUUGCUCCAGUCUGAGGUCCUGAGCGCUCUGGAGCAGGAUCUCUCUGUACUUUGCUCCGUUCAUCUUUCCCUCGAUCGUGACUAGUCGCCCAGUCCCUGCUGCUGAAAAACAUCCCCACAGCAUGAUUAUGCCACCACCAUGCUUCACCGUAGGGAUGGUGUCAGGUUUCCUCCAGACGUGACGCUUGGCAUUCAGGCCAAAGAGUUCAAUCUUGGUUUCAUCAGACCAGAAAAUCUUGUUUCUCAUGGUCUGAGAGUCCUUUAGGUGCCUUUUGGCAAACUCCAAGCGGGCUGUCAUGUGCCAUUUACUGAGGAGUGGCUUCCAUCUUGCCACUCUACCAUAAAGGCCUGAUUGGUGGAAUGCUGCAGAGAUGGUUGUCCUUCAGGAAGGUUCUCCCAUCUCCUCCACAGAGUAACUCUGGAGCUCUGUCAGAGUGACCAUUGGUUUUUGGUCACCUCCCUGACCAAGGCCCUUUUCCCCCCGAUUGCUCAGUUUGUCUAAAAACAUGUUUUUGCUUUGUCCAUUUUGGGGUAUUGUGUGUGGAUUGAUGAGGGAAAAUGUUUAUUUAAUCAAUUUUAGAAUAAGGCUGUAUCGUAACAAAGUGGAAAAAGGGAAGGGGUCUGAAUACUUUCCGAAUGCACUGUAUAUAUAAAAAAAGAAGAAACUCUCAAGAGGUAGGGCUUCAGGUGCUUUCGGAAGAUUGGCAGGGACUCUGCUGUUCUAGCUUCAGGGGGAAGCUGGUUCCACCAUUGGGGUGCCAGGACAGAGAAGAGCUUGGACUGGGCUGAGCGGGAGCUGGGAGGGCCAAGAAACCAGAGUUGGCAGAACGGAGUGCUCGGGUUGGGGUGUAGGAUUUGAGCAUAGCCUGAAGGUAGGGAGGGGCAGUUCCUCUUGCUGCUCCGUAGGCAAGCACCAUGGUCUUGUAGUGGAUGUGAACUUUGACUGGAAGCCAGUGGACUGUGUGGGGUUACAUGGGAGAACUUGGAAGGUUCAAAACCAGGCAGGCUGCAGCGUUCUGGAUAAGUUGCAGGGGUUUGAUGGCACAAGUGGGGAGUUCAGCCAACAGCGAGUUGCAGUAGUCCAGACGGGAAGGGAGGGAGAGAAAAGUAGUUGAGUAUCAUCCUCAUAGCAAUGAUAGGAGAGACCAUAUGAGGAUAUGACAGAGAGCCUCCGUGACACAGAGGAGCAGUCUCGGUUGAGUGACCCAUCUUGAAGCCUGACUGGUUAGGGUCAAGAAGAUGGCCAACCUUUGACCAUAAUUUAUAAGGUUAGCCUUCACACAGAGGGACUUCAUCACUGAUGGGGUCAGAAUGUGGAUUCACUUAACUGCUGACAUAAUUAAAUUGUCCUACUUAAAUCAUAGGGUUAUCCUACAGCCAUUGCAGUACCUGGUCAAUAUCUUGUUCUCAUUUCUUUACACCCACUUACUGGAACUGUCUUCGCCAAUAGAUAGUUCCCUUCAAGGAUGAAUAGCAUGAGUGGUAAAAGACUUGAUAAAUGUUGUCUGUUUCUGACUGCUCACUUACUUGCUUAUGGCUGCACAAUGCAUUGUAUGAUGGCUUGCCAUAAUUGUCUGUUCAUCAUGAAAGAAGCUGCCCUUUGUUUGGAGACCAGUGUCUGGGCAGAUGUUUUUCAAUAUGUUAUUUUGACUCUGAAUAAAUGAGGUUUAUUUCCUUGCAGCAGCUCAGUACCGACGGCUUCGAGCAUCGCCUCAACACCCUGGAAGAGUCAUACGCACUGGCCCAGAAGCAGGUAGGCAUGGCCCUGGCCAUGGCUGAACAACUGAAGACCUCAGACCUGCCCACCCAAGUCCUCUCUCUACACACAGAGAUGACGGCCCGGCUGGCAGAGAUGCAGCUGGGCACAGUGUCCGCUGAUCAGCUGACCCAGCUGCAGGCAAUGCUGAAAGGGAAGAGCGAGGAGUUUGAGGCUGUCCGGCUGCAGGUGGAGGGCCUGGAAGGGUUGAGCACAGAGCUGGCCCAGAACGUGGAGGGCCUGACAGGGAGCCUGGCAGAGGCUGAGUCCAAGCUGGAGGAGAGGGCAGGGCUGGUGGGCACACUGAGCGCCACAUUGGAGGGCCAGGCAUCAGAGCUCCUGGGGCUGAAGGAACAUCUCGCUGCCAACCAGGCUCAACUAGAGGCCAGUACAGCGGAGAUUGCAAGUGUCAAGUAUGUAGUGUAUUUGGGGUUGGUAAAUUCCUGAAACUUUCCCAAAGUUCACUUUAUUUGUAUUUAUUUUUAUCCCAGAAGCAGGAGGAAACCUGUGUUCUUUGGGGAAACUUUUUUUUAAACCUUAAAUAUAUUGGUUUCUAUUUCUGUAUUAGUUGGUUUCACUGUGCAUCUCACAGUGUGUGCAUACCUGUGUUUCAGGGAGCUGAUGGAGACGGGGCAGUUUCAGAGGGCCCAGCAGGCCAGUGUGGAGGAGAAGCUGGUGACUGUAGAACAGAGUCUGCAGGAGCAGAACUCAGCGGCCCACAGUCUGCACUCUGAGGUCCGCGCUCAGCUGGAGGCCGCGCAGAAACAGGUCGCCCAGGUAACGCCUACAGGAACUCUCACACAUGCCAGGGUUUAGAAUGUUGUGUUAGUAGGGAACUGGGUCACCCUCAAAUAUAGCCAAAAUAGUUUGUUUUACAUUUUUCUAAUAGGCCUUUCUUCCUUUUAUGAAUAUUGAAAUAUUUCUAAUAGUAUUUUCUUUUAAUGAAUAUUCGGAUGUACAGGUACAUCAGGACCAGUCACAGGUUAUUAUUUUUCUAAACUUUUUCAUAUUUUCUCAUCUUUCUCAUCAUCAUUUUUUUGGCGUAUUUUGUACAGAGGAGCAUGCACAUUCUCGUAACUAUUUUUGCCCUGCAUGUGUCCAUGGGGAACUUUUAUGUGAUUGCUGCUUAACCAUUAGUAUGUAGAGGCUAAUUGCCUGCUGUGGAUUCUCUGAUGAAUUCUGGGGAAAUGUUGUAUUGCCAUUCAUAUAUUGCAAUGUAGGCCAAAUACAUUACACCAAUGUGAUUACAAAGUCACCAUAGGCCCUGUACUUCCUCUAAGUACUAACUCACUAUAAUUCUGUCUAUUCCAGCUGGAAGGAGGGGUUCAAGCAGAUGAGCCCUCAGAGGAGGUGGAGGAGACUGUUCCGGCUGCUGCUGAGGAGGUGGAAGAGGCUGCUCCUACAGAAGAGGAGCAGGCUGCUGAGGAGGUGGUGGUGGAGGAGGAGGAGGCAGCUCACUUAGAUGGGGAGCCUGUUGAACAGGAGGACUCUGCUGUCCCAGAGGAACAGACUGCUCCUGCAGAGAAGGAGGAGGAGGAGAUGGUGGAAGAGCAGGAGGACUUGGCAGAGGCAGCACCGGAGGAGGUGCGGGCAGAAGAGAAUGUAGAAGAGCAGGCCGAAGAGGAGGAUUCUGAAGCGGAGGAGAAGCAGGCCGUGGAGGAAGAAGGGGAACAACCAGAAGAAGAUGGGGCCUCUCCUGAGGAGGAA
Molecule: messenger RNA, 5745 nt
Organism: Coregonus sp. 'balchen'
Lineage: Eukaryota; Metazoa; Chordata; Actinopteri; Salmoniformes; Salmonidae
Source: the annotation of a GenBank genome assembly